UGCAGCUUCGGUCACACUGGAAAACUUUGUUUUCAUCUUUCACCAAAAUGUCCACUUAUUAUUUUGUUAUUGUGGGCCACAAUGAUAAUCCCAUCUACGAAAAGGAGUUUAGCACGGUUAACAAGGAACUAAGGAAGGAGGACCACAGGCAUCUGAGCCAGUUCAUUGCUCACGCAGCUUUGGACUUGGUGGACGAGCACAAGUGGAAAACGGCCAACAUGCAACUAAAGUCCAUCGACAGAUUCAACCAGUGGUUUGUGUCUGCCUUCAUCACCGCCAGCCAGAUCCGAUUCAUCAUAGUCCACGACAACAAGAACGACGAGGGCAUCAAGAACUUUUUCAACGAGAUGUACGAAACGUAUAUUAAGCAUUCCAUGAACUCCUUUUAUCGGAUCAAUACGCCCAUCAAGUCCCCGAUGUUCGAUAAGAAGGCUGAGAUCUUUGGACGGAAGUGUUUGUUAUCCUAAACUGUUAUAAUUUUAGCCUAUAAAGUUUUCUAGUAAAAUUAAUUUAACUAUAAAA
Messenger RNA from Drosophila bipectinata, 522 nucleotides. It is a transcript of the gene Trs20, whose product is annotated as TRAPP subunit 20. Gene Ontology annotation, cellular component: TRAPP complex; nucleus; cytoplasm. Gene Ontology annotation, biological process: endoplasmic reticulum to Golgi vesicle-mediated transport. Lineage: Eukaryota; Metazoa; Arthropoda; Insecta; Diptera; Drosophilidae. The record is from RefSeq and is a predicted model, not a curated record.